GCAUGAUAAAAUGCUCCUGAGCUGCUUCUAACAUCGUGAUUACCUGGUCUGGAACGACUGUCUUCCUUAUAAAUGGCUUGCCUAGGGAAAACUACCCGUGGUCGCCUUCUCUUCUAUCGACGAGGCAAAGGUAGUGCAACACUUAGCCUUAUUCGUUAUAUGGAUAUUGCGUAUCUAGGUCAUCUGCUUCGAAUGCAGCAUUGGCAUGGAUGGAUUGCGGUUAUCUAUUCAUGCCGUCAUCACGAGAGAACUGGCAUAGUUUGCCGUUGAUUCACACCCAGUAUAUUUUUUUUAGUAUUUGGAUUACCAUCUUUUCUUUUGCACAUCUUGGCAUUUUGGGUUCUUGCUAGUCAACUGUCGGGACGGGAUGGUGAUUAUUAGGUACGAGACGGAGAGUACAA
Messenger RNA from Serpula lacrymans var. lacrymans S7.9, 401 nucleotides. RefSeq lists its product as uncharacterized. The transcript has a single exon. Lineage: Eukaryota; Fungi; Basidiomycota; Agaricomycetes; Boletales; Serpulaceae. The record is from RefSeq and is a predicted model, not a curated record. Bases 73 to 270 code for a protein of 65 amino acids.